Molecule: messenger RNA, 1862 nt
Organism: Solanum tuberosum (potato)
Lineage: Eukaryota; Viridiplantae; Streptophyta; Magnoliopsida; Solanales; Solanaceae
Product: probable plastid-lipid-associated protein 11
Exons: 4
Coding region: 84-704 (206 amino acids)
Source: RefSeq, a predicted model, not a curated record
AUGAUUAUGAAUUUCCCACGAAUUACCAAAGAUAAAAAAAACACAGGUUCACGAAGGCCACUUGUUUCUUCCAAAGAGCAAAAAUGGCAACCUGCUUCUUCUCUUUUCCAAAUUCCUUCCCUUCUAAACCCAAAUCCCACAAAAGACCCAUCCAUUCUUCUUCCCUCACAUCUCAAUCCCAAAAAACCCAUCUUCUCAACCUGAUUUCAGACCAAGAACGUGGUCUCAGGACUCAAUCUGACCCCCAAAAGCUUUCACAAAUAAUCCAGGCUAUUGAUGAUUUGGGUUCCAUUGGACAUGACACUGUAACUACUGGAAGUUCCCUUUCGGCCACUUGGCGUUUGCUUUGGACUACCGAGAAAGAGCAGCUUUAUAUUAUUAAGAAUGCCCCCUUUUUUGGUACUAAAGCUGGUGAUGCUCUUCAGGUUAUUGAUGUUGAGAAUAAAACUCUUAACAAUGUGAUUACUUUCCCACCUGAUGGGGUUUUCUUUGUUCGGUCUACUAUUGAAGUUGCAUCUUCUCAGCGUGUGAAUUUCAGAUUCACAAGUGCAGUUCUGCGUGGAAAAAAUUGGGAAUUUCCUCUACCUCCAUUUGGACAAGGGUGGUUUGAGACUGUGUACCUUGAUGAUGAUAUUCGAGUAGUCAAAGAUAUCAGGCAAGACUACCUGAUUGUUGAACGUGCUCCUUAUACUUGGAAAGAAUGAUUGUCGGAUUUGUCUUCCGCUAUCUCUGUACAUAAAUUUUACUAUUCCGCCUCCCCAGUGGGGAUCAACUCUGUAUCAUCAGUGUUCAGUGAAAAUACCUGUAUGAGGGAUUCUCUGCUGGUGCAUCAUCAGCUUUCUCAACUGCCUGUGAUAGUUGAUCUGUCUUGAAGUCAACUACCAGAUGCACACCUUUUUGUUCAAUGAUUUCUGUUGGCAGAUUAGUUGAACUAGAACUGAAGUCUUGCUGAGAAGUCUCUUCUAUAGUAUCUUCCUGUUCCUGUCCAAUCUGCUGCUUACAACCAUUCUCCUCAAUGUUACUGGAUUCCUGUACCUUCUCCUUUGAAGUAGAAACAUUAGUUGUUUCUUUAGUUUCUACUGUAACCUCCUUACUUUAUUCAUUUGCAAUUGUCCCCACUUGAUCAUUUUGAAGUGAAAGGUUCUGGUUCUUCUGUGUAUGCUGACUUUCACCUGAUUUGGAUUGCUCCACUUGGAUUUGCUUGGUAGUGUAAGUAGACAAUCCCCUACAUCUUUCUUAUGAUUGAACGCGCUUAAAAAAAUAACUCAACUCCUCUAUUUUUGGCAUCUUUUUGAGUUUCUUCUUCUUUUUGUACUUUUUACUCACUCUUUCAGUCACUGUGGGCAUGUCUAUGGGUUUGAUAUCAUUAUUGUUGUGAGAUCGAUCCCCUUGUAAAUUUUGUUGCUUCUUUUUCAGAUUACUCUCACCUUUUCCAUCAGUAUUAUCAUUGUCAGACUGCACCGCAUUUACAGGUACAACCAUGCUUGGUAUCAACUCAUUUUCUUUAGUCUCUGUGGCUUUCUCUUCUUUUUUUUCCCAAACCCUACAAAUCAUCAUGGAGUCUCCUCGUAUUCAAGUUUUCUGGACAUAAACCUUUGGAGGUUGCAUUCUCUCAUCCUCCAAUCCUACCCAUACUGCAUACAGUUUUAGUUUGGGUUUAAGCAAAUCUACUUCUACCCUCACUUUGGCCAUACUAGCUGUCCUGCUUCUAUUCGCAGCAUCGGGAGCAAGAGGGUUGGGAUAUACUACUAACUAUGUGGUUAAGUUAUAGUAUUAUAUUUUAAUCCCGUGUGAAGAUUGUUUAUUUUAUUUAACUUUAUAUAAUAAGUCUUUAUUUGAAUAGAUCAUUUGGUUUAUAUGUA